Molecule: messenger RNA, 960 nt
Organism: Akanthomyces muscarius
Lineage: Eukaryota; Fungi; Ascomycota; Sordariomycetes; Hypocreales; Cordycipitaceae
Exons: 2
Coding region: 1-960 (319 amino acids)
Source: RefSeq, a predicted model, not a curated record
AUGAAGUCUGCAGCUAUUGCUCUCGGACUCGGCGCCGUCGUCAACGGCCUCGCCAUCCGCAACGACGGAUGCCAGUUCCACAUCACUGCCGGCGGCGACGUCGUCGGCUGCGUCGGUGAAAUCUCCUCUGGACAGGUCCGCGCCGGCAACGGCGUCCAGUCCUCGACCUUUACCUUUAACGGCGGCAAGAUCACCGACGACAAGGGCCGCGGCUGCUGGUGGACCCCCCCAACCGGCGUUCUUCAGUGCGACGAGGGCCAGACCCCCGACGGCGGCUUCACCAUCGGCUGCGACGGCACCGUCUCCUGGAACGGCCAGACCACCUUCUUCGAGUGCGCCACCGGCGAGCAGGGCCAGUGGAACGUCUACAACAAAAAGGAACAGGGCGCCAACUGCGGCGAGGUCACCCUCACAGCCGACGGCUGCCACGGCGACUGCCCCCCUCCCCCUCCCCCUCCCCCUCCUCCCUCCAACACCUGCCCGACCGACCUGAGCGGCGCCUACGAGUUCCCGCACCUCAUCGUCCCCGUCGACAAGUCCAAGCCCGACACGGCCGCCGGCACGUCCUACUUUGGCGUCGUCAACGGCGACGUCUCGUCCAUCUUUGACUUUGACAUCCCCGGCGGCGACCAGGGCAAGAAGUGCAGCCUCGUCUUCCUCUUCCCCGAGCAAAAGGACCUGGAGACGUCCAGCUUCACCAUCUCGGGCGACGGCAAGCUCGACUUCUCCAAGCUCAAGGCCGCCGCCACCGAGGGCACCACCUACAACAACCAGCCCGGCAAGGAGGCCGACCUCGGCCAGGUCACCGUCUCCCCCGGCCACUCGUACAGCAUCGCCACGUUUGACUGCCCCGCCGGACAGCGCGUCGCCUACGAGAUUGCCGCGGCUGGCAACACCAACUUCAAGUACUUCCAGGACUACAACCCCUCGCCCAUUGGUCUCUACAUCACCAAGUGCUAA